Molecule: messenger RNA, 1270 nt
Organism: Helianthus annuus (common sunflower)
Lineage: Eukaryota; Viridiplantae; Streptophyta; Magnoliopsida; Asterales; Asteraceae
Product: L-type lectin-domain containing receptor kinase IX.1
Exons: 1
Coding region: 83-1222 (379 amino acids)
Biological process (GO): protein phosphorylation
Cellular component (GO): plasma membrane
Molecular function (GO): protein kinase activity; ATP binding
Source: RefSeq, a predicted model, not a curated record
UAGUACUAAAUCAAAAGUUGUUGAAUAUACAGAGGUAGCCCCAACCACCAGCCCGAAUGUUGUGAAGGGGAAAAAUCAAACGAUGCGAAAGGUGGAGGUAAUAGCUGGAACAUUGGGUUUAGUUACCUUUUUGGCUACGGCUGCUUAUUUUUUAUGGCGAAGGAAGAAAAACUCGGGUGAUAAAGUAGAGGAACAUGAACUUGCUUUGGAGCUUGAAAGCGAACUUGAAAUGGGGCCCUCUAUGCCCAGAAGAUUUUCUUACCAUGAGUUAGCUCAAUCAACAGCCAACUUUGCAGAGACAGAAAAGCUUGGCGAGGGUGGUUUUGGAGGAGUUUACAAAGGUUUUCUGAAAAAUUUAAGCUUGUACGUCGCAGUUAAAAAGGUGUCGAAGACUUCCAAACAAGGAAUCAAACAGUAUGCUUCAGAAGUAAGGAUUAUUAGCCGAUUGAGGCACAAAAAUUUGGUGCAACUCAUCGGCUGGUGCCAUGACAAAGGAGAACUCCUGCUUGUUUAUGAAUAUAUGGAAAACGGAAGCUUAGAUUCACAUUUAUUCAAAGGAAAGAGCUUGCUAGGAUGGAAUAGAAGGUAUAAAAUUGUCCAAGAUCUGGCUUCUGCUUUAUUAUAUUUACAUGAAGAGUGGGAGCAAUGUGUUCUGCAUAGAGAUAUCAAAUCGAGUAAUGUGAUGUUGGACUCAAAUUUCAAUGUGAAGCUUGGUGAUUUUGGGCUAGCAAAGUUAGUUGACCAUGAGAAAGGUGCGCAAACAACGAUGUUGGCUGGAACCUUAGGUUAUAUGGCCCCUGAAUGUAUAGUCGCUGGUAAAGCAACCAAGGAAUCUGAUGUUUUUAGCUUUGGAGUUGUUGCAUUGGAAAUAGCUUGUGGGCGAAAACCCAUAGAGAACAAGGAUGAAGAAAAUCAAAUACGCUUAAUAGAAUGGGUUUGGGGUCUCUAUGGAACUAGGGCUCUUUUAGAGGCAGUUGAUCCGCGUUUAGAGUCAGACUUUGAGGAAGAAGAAAUCAAGCGUGUAUUGAUCGUUGGGUUAUGGUGUGUGCACCCUGAUUCGGAACUUCGCCCAUCAAUACGACAAGCCAUUAAAGUCUUGAACUCCGAAGCUUCAAUGCCUUUACUUCCCUCAAAGAUGCCGGUGGCAUCUUAUUUGGCAUUCGAAGGACUAUCCGAGUUUUCUUCCAUUGGCCAAUACGAAUCAUCAAGUAUUAUCUCUUAGUACUAAAUCAUCUUAGCUUGGCAAACAACAUCAGCCACAAAAUGUCUU